UCAGCUCUUCAGUCACUUCUCGAGAGCGGCCUAGACCUGGUGCAGCAAGAUGGACUUCAAGGGCAAAGUGGUUAUCAUCACCGGCGCAAGCAGCGGAAUUGGUGCGGCUACGGCAAAGUAUCUGGCGGAACUUGGCGCCUCGCUCGUGUUGACCGGAAGAAACAUCGAAAAUCUACAAAAGGUCGGGCAGGAAUGUGAGGCCGCUGGGAAGGGCAAGCCGUUGCUGGUAGUGGCGGAUGUCUGCAGUGAGGACGACAACGUGCGAGUUGUUGGCGAGACUGUCAAGAAGUUUGGCAAGCUGGACGUUCUGGUUAACAAUGCGGGGAAAGGAGUCAUGGGCAGCAUCGAGACAACUAGUUUGAGCCAGUUUGACGAUAUUAUGAACACCAACCUGCGGGGAUUGUUCCACCUGACGCAGGUGGCCGUGCCUCACCUUAUCAAGAGCAAGGGGAACAUCGUGAACGUAUCGAGCGUGGCCGGGACCAGAUCGUUCUCCGGCAGUUUGGCGUAUUGUAUUUCGAAGGCCGCGCUGGACCAGUUUACAAGAUGUGUGGCGUUGGAGUUGGCACCGAAGGGAGUCCGUGUCAACUCGGUCAACCCGGCGGUCAUCAUUACGGAUUUCCAGCGACGGCUCGGAAUGGAUGAUCCGACGUACGAGGCGUACCUGAAGCACUCGGACAGUGUCCAUGCCAUGGGACGCGUUGGAAGAGCAUCGGAAGUGGCGGCGGCCAUUGCCUUUUUGGGCUCGGAUGCGGCCAGUUUUACCACCGGAAGUCAGCUUUGUGUGGACGGGGGCAAGAAUGUCAUGUGUCCGCGGUGAGGCGGUUUGGUGGUAAUGCUAAUAAAUUUCAAGUGUAUUUAACAAGUGAAA
Culex quinquefasciatus (southern house mosquito) is the source of this 871-nucleotide messenger RNA. RefSeq names its product 3-oxoacyl-[acyl-carrier-protein] reductase FabG. NCBI's taxonomy places the organism in Eukaryota, Metazoa, Arthropoda, Insecta, Diptera, Culicidae. Gene Ontology annotation, molecular function: oxidoreductase activity. The record is from RefSeq and is a predicted model, not a curated record. The transcript has a single exon. Bases 50 to 820 code for a protein of 256 amino acids.